This is a messenger RNA of Cantharellus anzutake, 1448 nucleotides long. RefSeq names its product CRAL/TRIO domain-containing protein. NCBI's taxonomy places the organism in Eukaryota, Fungi, Basidiomycota, Agaricomycetes, Cantharellales, Hydnaceae. Bases 180 to 1232 code for a protein of 350 amino acids. The record is from RefSeq and is a predicted model, not a curated record. Gene Ontology annotation, molecular function: phosphatidylinositol transfer activity. The transcript is spliced from 5 exons.
GGACCCUAAUUCCUGUUGGAUUGGACCUUGACAUCUGAUUAGUCUGUCCCAGCAUCCCGCCACUGCUGCGAGGGUCUUGAACUCACGAGUCACAGGGCCUGCAUAUUAUUUCUGGUCGCUGUCACCUGAACAAUUGGAAAGAAUCCAGCGAGCCUUCGGCGCCUUGCUAGCGUGUUUACAUGGCUUCUCCAACAUCCAGUAGCGAACCCUCGGAUGUGCGGACUGAAUCUGCCUCUUCGCCUUUAUCGAGUAAUGGCGUCAUUGGAGAACCUGAAUUGGCAGGGAUUCCAACUCGAGGGACUGGGAUCGUGCCCCUAGGAACGGCCACCACCGGCAGUGCGAUCGUGCGGACUGGUCGGAUUUUGUUGGCUCCUUUGCCGAAUGUGAAGCCAAAGGUGUGGCAGUAUAGUGAAGAGCAGGAAGCGAAAACUGAGGAACUUCGAGCGUAUGCCAAGACGUUGAUGCUACCGGAGACUGAUGCAUAUUAUCCUAAUGAGAAGAAAUGGCUCGAGGAUCCCGGGUGCGCCGCGAGGUAUAUGAGGGCUAGCAAGUGGAGGCUCGAAGAGGCGAAGAGACGCAUAAAGGGGACACUUGAAUGGCGCCGGGAGUAUAAGCCCGAUAUCAUACCAGCGGAUGAGGUCAAGGAAGAAGCGCUCACUGGGAAGAUUAUCCUCAAUGGAUUUGAUAAUGAAGGAAGACCUAUAAUGUAUCUCCGACCAGGUAUGGAAAAUACGAAGGAAAGCCCAAGGCAAAUUAGACAUCUUGUAUUCCACAUAGAACGAGCGAUAGAUUUAAUGCCAUCGGGCCAAGAAUCUAUGGCGUGUCUGGUCGAUUACAACAGUACGACACUGCGAAACAGCCCUUCCAUCUCAAACGGGCGUAAAUUCCUGAGUAUUGUUCAGAAUCAUUAUGUAGAACGAUUAGGGAAGGCAAUCGUCGUGAACCUCCCUGCGCUUUUGAACUUCUUUUUUAAAGGGAUAUCGCCUUUUUUGGACCCUGUUACAAGAGAUAAGCAGAAAUUCAACCCUAAUCUGCUAGACCUUUUCCCUGCAAAUCAACUCGAUGCUUCCUUACCUGGUGGGGAAUAUCAGUACGAAUACGACCAUGAAAUAUACUGGUCAAUGCUAUGUAAAAGAUGUGGCGUCCGACCCGACGGGAGCCGAUGUGAGCCUAGCACAAUCGAGGGCCCGGAGAUCGAGGUUGUUACGUCAUCGCCGAUGCUUCAGCCUUGACUCGCAGCCAUCUCACUUUGUCUCAGGAAGGAACGGGGGAAGCAACUAGUGGUGGCGUUGGUGAAGAUCAUUGGGAGUUGGAAAAGAAGCGGUGGCAGGGGGUUGGUGGAGAGGGGAGUCCCAAAAGAAAGGGGUUCCGAUGCCGGCUGGCUCUGGCCUGCUUCCCUUCGGAGGCGGCCGAUGAUGAUCAUGGUUGCGAAAUGUUGCACUAAUAGU